Molecule: messenger RNA, 1420 nt
Organism: Amoebophrya sp. A25
Lineage: Eukaryota; Dinophyceae; Syndiniales; Amoebophryaceae
Source: the annotation of a GenBank genome assembly
AUCUUGUGGUUAAUACUGGACCAGUUGUAAACGGUAACGGAAAUAUUACGGAUGUUGACGGGACGUCGCGGUUGCAGCUGGUUGAGAGAGACACUGCCACGAGCGUCGUUUUUCCAAAUUGGCCAAACCAGGGACUGCGCGGCGCGAUUGAGGUAUUUUCACCUGAAGGGGAUGAAGAUCAUGGAUGUUGUGAUAAAAGAGAAGUACUAUUAGUAUUACCCGAGGAAGAACAAGAUGCAGAGGUUGCAGCCCAUGUGGUCGUUGCGAAUACCGACGAGGAGCAACAUCACGAUUCUACUAGAACAAGACUCCCAUCGACGUACACAGUGGAGCUUCUCUUAGUUCUCACGGGUGUACAAGUGUUGGUUGUUUAUGGAGAGGAUGUAUGCUUGGAUGGAAUGAAAGCUUUCAGAGACCCCAGACCCGCGGCUAGCCUUCUCGUCGAAGCCUUGAGCACCAUGGAUGAUGAGGAUCCUGAGAGUCUGAAAAUUUUCGUAGACUUCCGACUAGUUCGGGUACGUGAUGAGGCACGGCGAGAUAGGGAUAGCGGGAGAACAAGCGGGGACAAGCGGCAGGAAAUGUUAAGGGAAAGUGAUGCUGAUGCAGUCGAUGACAAAAUCCACGAACGCCAGAGGGAAACGAGUCUCCAAAUUACUGAUGCACCCGUGGCAGAUGCAGUCGACUUGCCGGUAGAAGACAUCCAUUCAGGACCUCCUACUUUGUGCAAAGUGUUUGACCAAUUAGGAGCGCAGCGGAAGCUGCGCGACCCUGAUUUUGACGGAAACGUGUUAGAUCGCUACACGGCGAUCGUAUUGCUUGGUUACAGUGACGAGAAGUGGUUUGAUGAUGAUGGCAGUGAAGAUUUACCCAUGCCGACAGGACCAGGAGUGUCAACAUCUUGCUCUGAUUAUAGAGCAAAAGAGUUUAUACGAGACUACACAGCGCAAGGAGGUCUUUUGUUUCUCGAAGGGGACCUCUUCGGAGGCAGAAGCACACAUCAGGAAGAGGCAGCAGAGGAGCAAGAGCGUGUUUUUAAUGCCAGUUCUGGGAAGAUGCCUGAUAAGGAUGCAUCUUUUGAUUUUGUACCUCCUCUUCAUAACAGCGAAGAGUCAGGAAAUCAAAAUCGAGAUAGUGGCGCUUCUGAAGGGAGUCAUGGGAUCGAUAUCCAAGGUGAAGAAGAAAUGGGAGAACCUCCGAAGCAGAACGAAGCCGAACGUCAAGUGGGAAAAGGUCUCUCAUCUCCAAUGCUUCACACGUUUUUCAAAGAUCAUCUGCUGAGUUUGGAGGUGGAGCUUUGUGGGAAAGGAACUCGCGUCGCUCUACCUAUUAGGCCAGGGGUUGUGCAGAAUCGCUUUGGGAAUGAGCUCUAUGAACGCUUAUUUCGCACAUCGGUGCCAGGACAGAAAGAGUCCGAUUUAUC